CCUACCUGCGGGACUGCAUCAUGGCCGACGGUUCCAGCUACCGUGGCACGCGGGCCACAACGGAGAAGGGUCUGCGCUGCCAGCACUGGCAAGCCAUGACACCCCAUGACCACAGGUUCCUACCAUCCCCCCGCAAUGGACUGGAGGAGAAUUACUGCCGAAACCCUGACCAGGACAAGCGAGGGCCGUGGUGUUACACUGUCGACCCCAACAUCCGGCACCAGAGCUGUGGCAUCAAGAAGUGUGAGGACGCCGUCUGCAUGACCUGCAAUGGGGAGGAGUACCGCGGUGCCGUGGACCACACCGAGUCGGGGACGGAGUGCCAGCGCUGGGACCUGCAGCACCCACACAAGCACCCCUACCACCCGGACAAGUACCCUGACAAGGGUCUGGAUGACAACUACUGCCGCAACCCCGACAGCUCCGAGCGGCCCUGGUGCUACACCACCGACCCUGGACGAGAACGCGAGUACUGCCGCAUCCGCCUCUGCAGUAAGUCNCGCGUGCGCCCCUUCAACAUCAGCGCCGCCUGUUUCAGGGGCAAGGGCGAGGGCUACCGGGGCCGGGUGAAUGUCACUGUGUCAGGGAUCCCCUGCCAGCGCUGGGACGCCCAGACACCCCACCGGCACCACUUCACACCCAAUAAAUACCCAUGCAAGGACCUGCAGGAGAACUACUGCCGCAACCCCGAUGGCUCGGAGGCACCGUGGUGCUUCACUGCCCGUCCCACCAUCCUGUCCCCCCCGGGAGCUCACCCCCUGCCCUGUCCCCACAGGGCUGGCGUGCACUUUUGUGGGGGGUCCCUGGUGAAGGAGCAGUGGGUGAUCAGCACACGCCAGUGCUUCUCCUCCUGCGAUGCUGACCUGACAGGCUAUGAG
Messenger RNA from Cariama cristata (Red-legged seriema), 878 nucleotides. RefSeq names its product hepatocyte growth factor-like protein. The annotation marks the transcript as partial. The transcript is spliced from 8 exons. The record is from RefSeq and is a predicted model, not a curated record. Gene Ontology annotation, molecular function: signaling receptor binding; serine-type endopeptidase activity. NCBI's taxonomy places the organism in Eukaryota, Metazoa, Chordata, Aves, Cariamiformes, Cariamidae. Gene Ontology annotation, biological process: proteolysis.